AUGGGACACGUCACCGCUUCUCGGCGCAUCUCGCCACGUGGCAGUCCGCCGAAUUUGCGGAGAACACCGCCGAAAAUUCGCAAAAUUCUCGUGCUGAAACAGAAGGUUUGAGGGGGAAAAUCGAUAGAAAUAAUAGUCGUAGUGUAUUCAUGGAAAUUGUGAAAUUUUUAGAGAGCCGCAGAGAGCACAGAGAAUCCGGUCAUGGACGAGCUACUGUUGUCGUCGAAGUUAAAGUGAGUGUCACGGAAAAUUGAACAGUGCAAAGUAGGAGGGGCUUUUUUGUUUAAAAAAUUGGUAUUCUUCAAAUGAAAGCCGCCCUCUCCUUUUUUUUUGAAUGUGCCCAAGAAAAUAAAAAUCAUAAUUUUGGCUCGAAAACCGUAAGAAACAGCGUUGCAGACGAGUAGACUCGGCGACGGGGAGCGUGUCUCCGCGGGUCGGAUCGGCAACUCCGGACGCCGCGUCGAAUGCUCCGAAUGCUCAGGCGCCGCCCACCUCUGCCCCGCCACGACAGGCCCAAAAAGCGCCGAAAACGCCGUAUGUGAUAUUGCCCGCCAGCGACACUUUCGAGAAGUUCCGGAAGACGAGCAGAGUGGCCGUCGAUAUCGGUAAGUCGAGUUUUUCAGGGCAAAAUCACUGUAUUCUCUGAAAGCACGAAAUUGAAUUGUUCAGGCGGAACCCUUAUAAAAGUGGUCUACUCGUCAGUGAUGGACGAAGAAUUGCCGGAAGAAUCGCUGAACGGAAACACUCGAAAGUACGCGUACGAGGACGGAAAACGAGUACUCGUCAACUUUAAGAAAUUCACCGAUCUCGAUCGAUUCAUCAAUUUUCUGAAAGAGGUAAAUCUAUUGAACAUUUAUUUUCACAAUGUUUUCUGUUUCUAAUUUUUCCAAAAAAUUUUUUGCCUAGUUCACAAGUGGUAUUAUUACAGCAUUCUGUGUUGUUAACUAAACCCCGUUCUUUCUGGUUUCAAAUUUUCAAAUUUCGUUUAUUCGGUUGAUUUAGUAAAAGUGCACAGUUUGAGCAUAGUUUUCGAAUAGAAGUAACACUGAAAAAAUGCAAAAAUAUCAGCGUAUUGGCAGGUGUGGACGGACCGUCAGCACGGCGACGUAAUCCACUGCACGGGCGGCGGAUCGUACAAAUAUUCGGAGAUCAUAAUGAAAGAACUCGGGGUCCGACUGCAAAGGACCGACGAAAUGCGGUCGCUCAUCUUCGGAGUCAACUUCCUUUUGAGCACCAACGUCGACGAGAGCUUCACAUAUCACCACGACGCCAUCGGACGCAACAAGUACGGCCGCCAGUUUACUGGAAUUUUGCUCAACAAAAGAAAGUGCAUUUACAGAUUCCAAUACCGUCCGAUCGCCGCCGACCUCAUCUACCCGUUCCUGCUGGUCAAUAUCGGCACGGGAAUCAGCAUUCUGAAGGUGGACUCGCAGACGAGCUACGAACGCGUGGGCGGAAGUUCGAUGGGCGGAGGAACGUUCAUGGGACUGGGCAGUCUGUUGACUCCCGCCAGGAGUGAGUUUCGACGCCGUUUGAGCAAGUUUAAGGGGAUUUAGAGAGAAAGAGAGACUUUUUUUUUAUGGAAUCGCAUUAUUCUUAUGCACACCACUAAUUCUAGUUCGUUCACGCAUUUCUCAUACAUUUCCGCAUAGUCAGUCAGUGUUUUUUUUCAUCGUCUACACAAAAAGGCAAUAAAAACAGCCGAGAAUUUAGCGUUUUUCGCAAAGAACUGAACACUUUUGAAUGGUUUAAAAAUGACCGUUUCCCAGAACUUGCAAAUUGUUGCGUUAAAAUUGCUGAGCAUUAUGUAUCGUAAUCCUCUUGUGUCAAAAACUUUUUCAUUAAUUUUCUGCUCCUCAAAUUCUUUACAGAGAUUCUUCGCCUCAGAGUUUUUGUAAAAACUGAAAAAUUUCCCGUUUCCCAAUCAGUUCUAUCAGUACCGUUUCACAGAGUUUCCAUUAUUUCGACUUUCAAUGUGUCGAGCACACUAAAAUUCAAAAUUCAAGUGAUUUUGCUGCCUUUCUCCACAAAAUGUUCAAUUUUUCGGAAUGAAAUUUGAAAGUUAAAUUUAAUCCGGUAGCCAGGUUCCACAAAAAAAAAGCUGUAAUUACAAUUUGCAGACUUUGACGAGCUGCUCGAGAUGGCGAAUCGCGGAGAUCACCGAAACGUGGACAAGCUCGUGUGCGACAUUUACGGAGGAUCCUACGAUGAACUCAAUCUCAAGGGCGACUUGAUCGCCGGAUCCAUGGCCAAGGUUCGUAAUUGGAAACGUCAGAAAAUGUCAAAUUUCCCUCUUUUUUUUCAGUGUAAUCGAUUCGGAGAAACGCCAAAAACACAAACGCACAAACCGGAAGACAUUGCAAAAUCACUGCUGCUCAUGGUCAGCAACAAUAUUGGACAGGUGAGACUUUUCUGAAAUAUGUCUGAAUGAGAGCUGUGCUUCAUCGAAAUCGAGUAGAAUCUCUUAAUUUUCGCUGAAAAAUGCAAAAUGUACGAGUUCAGAUGGCCUAUUUGUACGGAACGCGCUACAAUCUCAAGAGGAUAUAUUUCGGCGGCUACUUUAUUCGUCAGGAUCCGAUCACAAUGCGAACUCUCUCGUUCGCCAUCAAUUAUUGGAGCAAGGUACACGAAUGUUCACUUUUAAAAAAAUGUAUUGAAAAUGUUUGCAUUUUUAGGGCGAAAUCGAGGCGCUGUACCUGAAACACGAAGGAUAUCUGGGCGCGAUGGGCUCGUUUUUGGACGAGGACGGCAAAUUGGACGAAUAA
This is a messenger RNA of Caenorhabditis sp. 36 PRJEB53466, 2765 nucleotides long. NCBI's taxonomy places the organism in Eukaryota, Metazoa, Nematoda, Chromadorea, Rhabditida, Rhabditidae. The record is from the annotation of a GenBank genome assembly.